Messenger RNA from Penicillium brasilianum, 1778 nucleotides. Lineage: Eukaryota; Fungi; Ascomycota; Eurotiomycetes; Eurotiales; Aspergillaceae. The record is from the annotation of a GenBank genome assembly.
GCAUCGUGCAAGUCCAAACAUUCAGCUCCACAAUCACCGUCCUCUUUGGGCUCUCCAACCUACCAAGCCAGGUACAAUCAUGAUCAACGCACGACUAGAAUGACACAGUCCCCAGCCCAGGACUCUGCCAUCCUUUACCACAAUGCAGAAAACACAAUCUUUCUCGUCGAUACACCUCAUUCUAUAGCCCUCGCGCAAGAAUCAGUCUGGUCCUCCUCCACAAGCAAACAAGCCCAAGCUUCUCGAUCACGAGAUUCUUCGGUACCUUUACAGGGGGAAAAGAGCAAGAAAAGAAGAUGGCUGUUAUCUUCGCCACCACUGGAAGCCCCAUUUCCAUCUACGGAACCCAAGUCGCAUGCUGCUCGUGCGAAGGUGCUUGGGAGCAUUCCGGCCAGUGAGCAGCGAUUCCAUGGGGAUUUCAUUCAACCGCUCGUUGAGUCCGCUUUGGUUGUGCUUCGGGGUGAAUAUCAGACCCGUGGAGGUGGAUGGUGUCUCCCUCGACGUGUCCAUGAUGAUGAUACCCCGCAUCAAUUGAAUGUGUCUACGCAGCCUGCUGGCAGGCGGUUCAACGCUGUUAGGAAGCGGCGCAAUGAAGAUAUCUCGGACACCGGACAUGAAGCUUGGGGGCCUGGUGACGAUCAAUUUUCGCAGGCGAAACCGCCGGUUAUUUUGUCCUCUACGGCUAUCAAUUCCUUCGAAUCAGUAAGCGAGUUGAACGGCAGCAUUGUGAAGAACCUUUCCUCGGAGAGUGUCACUCUUGCUAUCCGUUCCUCGUCGCACUAUGACUGCCAUAUAUACAACGAGUACAUCAUUCCUCCAUAUGCAAACUUCAUCCUCUGCACCCUGCCUAUAUCACAACCAGAGCGCAGUUAUCCCGCUCAGAUCACCACACUUACCCAUCCAAUCCCGGCAAUCCUACGGGGUCAAAGGUUCAAUCUCCUCCUCUUCGAUCCUCCUUGGCCAAAUCGGUCCGUCCGACGGAGUAAACACUAUCAGGUUAAUGAUUACUCUGAGAUGGCGAUCCUGACACAGCGACUACGGGAUAUCCUUCGAGCACAUGCUUAUCACACCGGUGAUACGCUGCUAGAGGAAUCCGCGAUAGGCCAUCUUCAACACGGCAGAGAUGCGCAAAGUCGUGUGUCGCUUGCGGCUAUCUGGAUUACCAAUGCUGAAAAGGCACGUCAUGCUGCUUACGAUGCACUCACUAGCACUGGGUUCCGCGUUGCUGAGGAAUGGGUUUGGGUUAAAACUACGGUCGAUGGUCAACCGACUUCCGCGGUGGAUGGGCUUUGGCGGAAACCGUAUGAGAUUCUCGUUAUUGGACGAGCAGAUUACAACGGAGGUACCGUACAUUCGAGCCUUGGGGCCACGAAUGAGGACAGUAUCUUGCAUGGAGAUGACUUGUUGGGUAUUGACCCGGCUGGUAUCAGGAGACGAGUUAUCGCCGCGGUGCCGGAUCUACAUUCGCGCAAGCCAAAUUUGAAGGAGGUCUUUGAGCGGGUGUUUUUCAUGGAAGGACAUGGAAAGGAGAGUUCAGAAUCGGAUGUAAUGCUUGCUAGAGUACAGUCGUAUUCUGCGAUGGAAGUGUUUGCAAGGAACUUGACGGCUGGGUGGUGGUCGUGUGGGAACGAGGUUCUCAAGUUCAAUGCUAGCGAGUGUUGGGUGGAUGAAUGACCGCUGGCUAGAAUUGUUACUAAGGUAGUCACAGAGAGAGUGGCCUCAUACUUAUUUUGAAGACUAGUCUAGGCUACCUGGUGAUUUAAUAUAGCUGACUGGGG